Molecule: messenger RNA, 1582 nt
Organism: Prunus persica (peach)
Lineage: Eukaryota; Viridiplantae; Streptophyta; Magnoliopsida; Rosales; Rosaceae
Product: putative UDP-sugar transporter DDB_G0278631
Exons: 10
Coding region: 234-1298 (354 amino acids)
Cellular component (GO): Golgi apparatus
Molecular function (GO): antiporter activity; GDP-fucose transmembrane transporter activity
Source: RefSeq, a predicted model, not a curated record
UACAAUACCCGACUCACCUGCCCCAACCUCAACCGGAUCCAAAUAUCACUGGAUCCGAGCCCAAUUUACUCGACUUUGCUUUGACUGUGUCAUAAUCGGACCUGGCCAUUUCGACCCGCCCCAGAUGAGCUUUGUCUCACAUUUGAAUUGAAUUCAUCGUUCCUCUUCCCUAACGUUGAACUCUCUCUCUGAUCACAACCACAGACUCAGAGAGAGCGAGAGAGAGACUAGAGAUGUCUCUGAAGGCGUCGAGUUCGGGCAAGAAUUUGAUACUGCCAGUAUCGGAUUCUCCAAGAGACCUGGAGAGAGAGAGACUCGUCGGAGACGAUAACGAUGAGAAGCUUUUCAGAGGAUCCGCCAUGACCAGACGUGGAGCCUACGCUGCAAUCUCUUACAUGGCCUGCGCAGUGUUAUUGGUGAUGUUCAACAAAGCAGCUCUCUCUUCUUAUAAAUUUCCGAGUGCAAAUGUUAUCACACUCUUUCAGAUGAUAUGUUCAUGUGGUUUUCUCUAUGCCUUGAGACGGUGGAAGAUGAUUUCUUUCACCGUAGGUGAAUCUUUGACCAUUUCUGAUGACAAUAUCACAACACUUGUACCGUUAAAGACAUUGAAGAAAACCCUUCCUCUUGCCGGAGCCUAUUUGCUGUACAUGCUAGCCUCCAUGGAGUCUGUCCGUGGAGUAAAUGUUCCCAUGUACACCACCCUCAGGAGGACUACUGUGGUAUUUACAAUGGUUAUGGAGUAUAUUUUGGCUGGCCAAAGAUAUACAUCUCCUAUUGUUCGAAGUGUUGGACUGAUCGUUCUUGGUGCAUUCAUUGCCGGAGCUCGGGAUUUGUCAUUUGAUGCCUAUGGCUAUGCUGUUGUUUUCUUAUCUAACAUCACAACAGCAGUAUAUCUUGCAACCAUAGCCCGUAUUGGGAAAUCCAGUGGCCUUAAUAGCUUUGGCCUUAUGUGGUGUAAUGGAGUCAUAUGUGGGCCGGCUUUGCUGUUUUUGACUUUUAUUCGUGGUGACUUGAAGACGACAAUCGAUUUUCCUUAUCUGUUUUCACCUGGUUUUAUGGCUGUCUUGCUUUGUUCCUGUAUACUGGCAUUCUUCUUGAAUUACAGCAUAUUCCUGAACACAACUCUAAAUUCAGCGCUCACACAGACAAUUUGCGGCAACUUGAAGGAUUUUUUUACCAUUGGACUUGGCUGGAUGCUAUUCGGUGGCCUUCCAUUUGAUAUUUUGAAUGUUAUUGGGCAAUUUCUGGGUUUCCUUGGCUCUGGAUUGUAUGCCUACUUUAAGCUCAUAGGGAAGUAACCUUUUCAACAAAUGGCUGGUUUUCUCCGCCGAAGAUGAUUAGUUGCUGCUGCCCUUGUUUCGGCCACCAAUUUUGAUUUUUUGAUUAUGGGGCUACUAGAAGUGAGAUGUGACACUGUUAAUACAGAAGAUUUCCGCGCAGCGGAUUUAACUCAAAACUGGAAACUAGGCCUGCUACUUUUGCCCUGUAAUUAUUCUUCCAUAUGGAUAGGUGUUAGAAACAAUGGUGGCAAUUUGGCAUUGAGAGCUGCUUGCUCAUCUAAUAUAUUUUUUUUUAAAAGCUA